GGCACCUGCUGCAUCACCAGGCUGUGUGAACAGACUCAAUUGCCAGAACUCACAGAACAGCAGUAUGAGCACCAAAACCUCACAGGAAAAAUGGAGAAAGUGAUGGAUGAUUUCAGAACUUCAGCUCCUGAGGCAAGAGGUCCUCCCAACCCUAAUGUCGAAUAUAUUCCCUUUGAUGAAAUCAAGGAAAGAAUACUGAAAAUUGUCACUGGAUUUAAGGUGCACGGCCAUCAAACUGGAACAUCAGCUCUCCGGCCCUCAAACUGCAACUGGAAUAUCAGCUCAACAUCAGCUCCUCUCCAGGUCUACGGCUGCAAGACCCUCAAACCGGAACAUCAGUUCCUCCCCAGGUCUGCGGCUGCAAGACCCUCAAAUAGGAAAAUCAGUUCCUCGCCGGGUCUGUGGCUGCAAGACCCUCAAACCAGAACAUCAGCUCCUCCCCGGGUCCACGGCUGCAAGACUCUCAAACCAGAACAUCAGCUCCUCCCCGGGUCCACGGCUGCAAGACCCUCAAACCAGAACAUCAGCUCCUCCCCGGGUCCACCGCUACAAGACCCUCAAACCAGAACAUCAGCUCUUCCCCGGGUCCACGGCUGCAAGACCCUCAAACCAGAACAUCAGCUCCUCCCCGGGUCCACGGCUGCAAGACCCUCAAACCACAACAUCAGCUCCUCCCUGGAUCUCCAGCUGCACAGCUCUCAAACAGGAACAUCAGCUCCCCACAGGGUCUCCAGCUGCACGGCCCUCAAAUUGCAACAUCAGUUCCCCCCUGGGUCUCCAGGUGCACCGCCUCAAACUGCAACAUCAGCUCCCCGCUGGGUCUCCAGCAGCACAGCCCUCAACCUGGAACAUCAGCUCCCCCCGGGGUCUCCAGUUCCACGGCCCUCAACCUGCAACACUGGCUCCCCACCGGGUCUCCAGCUGCACGGCACUCAAACUGGAACAUCAGCUCCCACCGGGUCUCCAGCUGCACGGCCCUCAAACUGCAACAUCAGCUCCCCCACGGGACUCCAGCUGCACAGCCCUACAACUGGAACAUCAGCUCCCCCCGGGUCACCAGCUGCACAGACCUCAAACUUGAACAUCAGCUCCCCGCCGGGUCAUCCUGCACGGCCCUCAAACUGGAACAUCAGCUCCACCCCUAGGUCUGCAGCAGCACGGCCCUACAACUGCAACAUCAGCUUCCCCCCCGGGUCUCCAGCUGCACAGCCCUACAACUGGAACAUCACCUCCCUCCCAGGUCUCCAGCUGCACGGCCCUCAAACUGGAACAUCAGCUCCCCGGCCCUCAAACUGCAACUGCAAUAUGAGCUCAACAUCAGGUCCUCUCCAGGUCUGCAGCUGCAAGACCCUCAAACCAGAACAUCAGCUCCUCGCCGGGUCUCCGGCUGCACGAUCCUCAAAGCAGAACAUCGGCUACACUCCGGGCCUGCGGCUGCAACACCCUCAAACCAGAACAUCAGCUCCUUGCCGGGUGUGCGGCUGCACGACCAUCAAACCGGAACAUCAGCUCCUCCCCGGGGUCUGCGGCUGCACGACCCUCAAAGCAGAACAUCAGCUACUCGCCGAGUCUGCGGCUGCACCACCCUCAAACCAGAACAUCAGCUCCUCCCCUGGUCCGCUGCUGCAAGACCCCCAAACCAGAACAUCAGCUCCUCCCGGGGUAUGCGGCUGCAGGACCCUCAAAGUGGAACAUCAGCCCCUCCCCGGGUCAUGCGCUGCACGACACUCAAACAGAACGUCAGCUCCUUCCUGGGUCUGCAGCUGCACGACUCUCAAACUGUAACAUCAGCUCCUCCCCGGGUCUGUGGCUGCACGACCCUCAAAUUGGAACAUCAGUGCCUCCCCGGGUCUGCAGCUGCAAGACCCUCAAACCAGAACAUCAACUCCUCGCCGGGUCCGCGGCUGCAAACCCUCAAAC
This is a messenger RNA of Symphalangus syndactylus (siamang), 1920 nucleotides long. Its product is annotated as mucin-5AC-like. Gene Ontology annotation, molecular function: protein phosphatase regulator activity. NCBI's taxonomy places the organism in Eukaryota, Metazoa, Chordata, Mammalia, Primates, Hylobatidae. The record is from RefSeq and is a predicted model, not a curated record. Gene Ontology annotation, cellular component: protein phosphatase 4 complex.